Molecule: messenger RNA, 3919 nt
Organism: Aaosphaeria arxii CBS 175.79
Lineage: Eukaryota; Fungi; Ascomycota; Dothideomycetes; Pleosporales
Product: Vps54-domain-containing protein
Exons: 3
Coding region: 221-3544 (1107 amino acids)
Biological process (GO): retrograde transport, endosome to Golgi; Golgi to vacuole transport
Cellular component (GO): GARP complex
Molecular function (GO): syntaxin binding
Source: RefSeq, a predicted model, not a curated record
GUGUGUGCAGGCCCCCGAACAGAUGUCAUCAAGUCUUUGAGCUUCUUGGGAUGGUUACAGCACAGCUCUACAAGAACCAACGCCCAUUUUCGACCUCCCUCCUUUCCGUCAAAUACAUUUCUAGUUUGCAAUGUAUCGCAACCGCGAAUAGCAGAACCGUACACGCCUUCCCAUGAUCCCUUAUGCCUCAACCAUCCAGUAGCCAACGCGCAUCUCCACCAUGGCUUCUCCGUCCACACGGAAGUCUACAGAGAGCUUCAAUCUGUCCAAUUCGCCUCCGCAGUCACAGUCGCAAUUCCCAUUCCCUCAACACGAUUGGAAUAUAAGAUCAAGCUCCACCAGCCGGUACCAGCCCCGUCGUGGGUCAACGUCUAGUUCAAUACACUCCUUCGGGGGAGCCUUGGAUACCUCAUUCAAAUCAAGCAUAGGCGCGGUGAGGGAACACAACCAAAAUGCCAUCUCAACUCUACUACAGCCCCCCAUUGUCCGCACUGGCAUGCUACCACAUACAUCGGCUUCCGCGGCAUUAUCACAACACAAACCCCCGUCUACCAAAGAUAUACCACCCGUAACCCUACCGAACAUCCCACAUAUCGAGCCGUCAGCGUUCAGUCCAUACCUCUCACAGGUUGGCAAUCUAUAUGAUGCUUUCCAGAGAGCUAAAGCCGAGGCUGAGGGCGAUACCGCUUCAAUAAUUGGGCGAGACUCUGCCAGGAAGGAUGAUUCCGUGGACACUUCCGAACUUGGUCUGCGAGGCGCUUCGCCUGCAGCCACUCCAAAACUAUCGGGCGGCGUUUUCUCACCCUCCGGGUCGCCCAAGCCAAAAAGACGCGCAAGCGGAUCGAAGCGUGCACUUCCUACCGUUACGCCGUUGUCUACGAUACCCAAUAUUUACUUUGAUGAAAACUUUCGUCUGGAAAAUCCACGCACUUUUGAUGUUGUUAGCGAGCGAUCUGAGGUAGUGCGACCGGUACAGUCUAAGAGCAGCGAUGAUGUAAAUAUUGCCAAUGGAUCAUUCGAACCUCCUCAGCAACCCGGACGGAAGGCAUUGGCCACAAAUGCAAUACUUCAGGAGAAGCUAUCUUGGUAUAUGGACACAGUUGAAGUACACCUGAUAUCUUCUAUAUCUACGGCUUCAACCUCUUUUUUUGCAGCUUUGGGGUCCUUGCGCGAACUACAGUCAGAAGCAUCGGAUUCGGUUGCCAAAAUUAAAGCUGUGCGAGAGGAUCUGCGUCGCUUGGACGAGCAGAUGGCUGUUGGUGGGCUGAAGAUCGUUGAUAUGAAGAGACGACGAGAAAACUUGAGGAGGUUGACUGAUACAACGGAUCAACUGCAUGCAGUUAUGACUGGAUUGUCACAUUGCGACGAAGUCGUCGACAAGGGCGAUCUUGAAGUUGCUAUAAACCGUUUGGGCACGGUGGAGCGAUUGAUUUCUGGUGACUUGGAUACCUCUGAUCCUUCCAAUGAUGCUUCAUGGAUACCCGCUCAUGUACCUGCGUUCACAACGGAUCUACGACAUCUUAGAGCUUUAGAUGGCGUGGGAGAGGGCCUACAAGAUCUAAAAUACCGCAUUGGCAAGGGCUUCGAAGCCCGUUUCUUGGAGACAUUACUUUCAGAUCUACGACAGCAUGUGAAGAGCGUGAACAACCGCGAUACCUUAACACGAUGGGUAACUACUUCGCAACGAGCACGUGGACAGCACUCUCGAUUAAAGUCCGUCCUACCAGCCUAUCUGAACACCAGUAACUCCUUUCGUCAUGAUCUGCGAACAAACCUUAUGGGAUUGAGUAGCUCCAAUUUUACUAGCCAAGCCAGCUCUGCCUUUCGGGAUGCGAUCCUUCGCGAGAUGAAGGUUCUUAUUCGACAUUAUCUCCCCAGUUCCACCGACGAUGAUGCGGAGUCUAUGACAUCUGUUUCGACUAGAAGUGGCCGGGGCCACAGCCAGCAAGACAAAAACUCAAUAUUGGCCCGUAAUCUACGCGCAAUGGAUCCUGCGGAUGCCGAGGAAUUCUUUGUCAACAUUUUCACUGAUAUUGGGGAGGCCAUUCGCAGAUUAAGCAUUCAGAUCAAGGUCCUUCUCGACGUUACCAGUGGAGUCAGUACUCCACCCGCGUCCAGCGGCGGCCUUCGUUCGCCUCCCAGGAGUCCAAACAUUGGCAGCAUCGAUGGGUAUCUUGGUGGGAAUAUCCCUCCCUCCGGUCCAAACGCAUUGCAGGAAGAACUCAUGCAGGCUCUGGAUAUGUCGAGCCUCCUCGGACAGGCUGUUGACGCAGCACAGAGCCAGAUUACGAAACUUCUCAAGGUUCGCUCAGAAGCCACUACGAAUCUUCCAUUGGAUCGAUUUUUGAGGUACUUCAAUCUUUGCAGACUUUUUGCAGAUGAGUGCGAGGCAGUAUCUGGGCGCUCGGGUGCGGCUUUGAAAGGCGUUGUCAAUAAUCACAUCAACGAAUUCAUUCCGAAAUUCGCAGACUUCGAAAAGCAACAGCUUAUUCACUCUAUGGAUUCUGACCGAUGGGACCCGAAAGACUUUGACGAUGCGGACAACGCCGUAUUGGCCAGGAUUCUCCAGGGAAUGACAAGUGAUCAUGGCGAUUGGACUGAGCGCGGUGAUAUUCUCGCAGACAUUAGCGAGCAUGAAGCUGUUUCAUCACAAUCUCAAAGCAAUGGAACAACCAAGGAGAAAUCGAAGAAUCCCACCGCUGCGACUGUUGAUGAAGAGAAAUACAUUGUCUCUGAGUCAUCUUCUAUUGUUCUCCGUGGCAUCGACCGUUUUGAAGCAUUACUGGCAAACAUUCCCAGCAUGACAGGGGAGGUAUCUGCCUCCCUCUGCGAUUAUCUGAAACUCUUCAAUUCGCGGCUGUGUCAGCUGAUUCUCGGUGCGGGUGCUCGGCAUAGCGCAGGGUUGAAGAACAUCAACACCAAACAUCUUGCCAUUGCGUCUCAAACCUUGAGCUUAGGAAUUGCUAUACUACCAUAUAUUCGCGAGUUUGCACGACGCCAUGCUUCGGGGGCGCGGUCUUCUCUAGCCGAGUACGACAACGUGAAGCGACUUUACCAGGAUCAGCAAGUGAAGAUCCACGAGAAACUUACAGAAGUCCUGAGCGGUCGAGCCACAGUGCAUACUCGUAGUCUUAAAAAGGUCGAAUGGGAUCAGGAUACUGAGCGUGAUGUCAGUGCUAACAUGGAAUCGCUCACCAAAGACACUGUCACUCUGCACAAAGUCAUCACCAAGUAUCUGAAUGAAAUGACAGUUCGCAUGAUCAUGGGCCCGGUUUUCGAAAGUUAUCGUGAGCAAGUCGGAGCGUUGUUGAAGGAGGCUGUGGUGAAGACUCCAGCUGGUAAAGCAAGGUUGCUCCGCGAUGCUAAACUAUUCGACACGCGCCUGAGCCAUAUUGAUGGGGCAGGAAACGUGGGCGCAUAUCUCAUACAGCUUGUCGAAGCUAAAGUCGUGAAAGAAGCGCCAGGCGCGAAAGAGAAGAGUGCGGUUGAAGAGCAGGCGGCGGAUUCAAAUCCACCUCAGAAACCUGACAUUGAGGCAACCUGAAAGUGUACAUUGAACUGAUCAUUUGACCCAUCACUUUCUAACGAUUUGAUGUCCCCAUUGGGAGCACUGUUGGGACCAGUUCUGUGGAGUCAUAUAGGAAGUCAAGCCCCAAAACGAGUCUGUGUCGUGAACUGCAGAUAGUAGUCUGGCUAUGCUCAAGCCACCCACACGCAUGUGUUCAUGCAAUGUGGAGUAGCCUCCAGAUUGCUCUGGAAUCUGCAAUCGCACAUAUCAUUAUCAUUCUUCCAGUCGACACCCCUAUCUGUCAGUUAUCUAGAAUAGAUCAUGAUCAAUCAUGUUAUGAGCGUAUCGGAGUCUGGCAUCUAUCGGCGUUGCUACACGUUCUAAGUAAGAACAGCUAGUUGUGAAUUCUAC